CCCAAACGCCAAACGCGGAUGUGAAUUAAUAAAUCCAGAAGAUCCGGGUCUGGAUGAGGAAAAUCCGUGAUCUUGUUUAAAUAUCACAGUUUAAAGCAAACACGCGUGAGUUAAGGAUGCGAGACGCCGAUAUCGUGUCCGGGAACAUCGCAUCUACCGAGAGAGAUGGAGGAGAGAUCUUGGAAGGAUCUCACGUGUUUGUGGAUGAUUCAUGCUCAGGUUUGCUGUAUUCUGGGUUGGAGAACCGCGCUGUGUGGAACAGUGAACAACACUGCAGUCUGAAUGACAGCGAAUCUGAGGAGGUUUUGAAUGCCAUAAAUCCAAAUGAUGUUUACCCGUCAGCACCUGUGCAGGAGUCUUUAUCAGAGAGCAACAUCAGUCUGUCUGAGGAUCUGUGUUCCCAUGAGGAGGCGUCUGCUGUUUAUCAGGUGGUUUAUGACAUCAGCAGUCUGGGUGCCGUUAUCACCGAGCCGCGCAUGGACGUGAUCUCUAUAGAGCUGGACGAGUGGAGCUCUCAGAUGUUGUUGUCAGAUUCGUGCGUGGUCAAUGAGCUGGUGUCACCUGUCAAAACGGAGGAUGAUGACAUGCAACAAACCCACAACUCGUACAGCUCUUUGGUUUAUCCUGAACUUCAGCUGACAGACGAGGAACAGACGCUUCUGAAUCAGGAGGGAAUAUCACUGCCCAAUAAUCUGCCGCUAACUAAGGCUGAAGAAAGAAUUCUGAAGAAAGUAAGAAGAAAAAUUCGUAACAAACUGUCUGCUCAGGACAGUCGGAGGAGGAGGAAAGAGUAUAUAGACGGUCUGGAGAGCAGGGUGGCUGCGUGUUCAGUUCAAAACACUGAGUUACAGAGAACCGUAGAGCAGCUGGAGAAACACAACAUGUCUCUUGUCGCUCAGCUGAAUAAACUUCAGGCUUUGAUCAAGCGAACGGCCACGAAAGCUGCGCAGACGAGCACGUGCAUCAUGAUCAUCAUCUUUUCUUUGGGUCUGAUCAUAUUCCCAAGUUAUAGUCCGUUCAGAUGGCGAUCGGCAGAGGACAGCUACGCUCCUUCCGCCGUGAUGUCCAGAAAUAUCCUGAAUGAUGUCGCUUCUCUCCCACUGGCGGAGGACGUUGGGGGAGAUGAGCCGAUGAUUUUGGACCCUCUCUCAUUGGACAGAGAUCAUAGACAAUCAGACACGACGGACGAUCUGAUAUCAAAAACUGUGCAGGUGACAGAUGAUGGAUCAGUACCGCAGGGGUCAAUGCUGGAGAACGAGACCGCUGUGAAUAAAGAAAACAAAGAAAAGGUUCCUGCCGUCAGUUUUAUUGCUCCUGUAAGUGCAGGAAAUGCAGCGCCAGACGCAGGCAAACCUCCACACGCAGAUGAAAUGUGAAGAAUCCUUCAAGUAAAGGGCAGUGUGCUGUUUAAUGCCGCCACACAACCUGUUUACCCGGCGAGAGUCCUGACUCUGGGUGUGGUCGCUUCUUUUGUACUGACGCAGGUUUGAAAGAAAGCCAACAUGU
Misgurnus anguillicaudatus (oriental weatherfish) is the source of this 1506-nucleotide messenger RNA. RefSeq names its product cAMP responsive element binding protein 3-like 4 (gene creb3l4). Gene Ontology annotation, biological process: regulation of transcription by RNA polymerase II. Gene Ontology annotation, cellular component: nucleus. NCBI's taxonomy places the organism in Eukaryota, Metazoa, Chordata, Actinopteri, Cypriniformes, Cobitidae. The record is from RefSeq and is a predicted model, not a curated record. Gene Ontology annotation, molecular function: RNA polymerase II cis-regulatory region sequence-specific DNA binding; DNA-binding transcription factor activity, RNA polymerase II-specific.